UCCAUCAUGUGUAGCAGUGUGCUGCCCUCUGUCGGGGGGCUGUCAGUAUCUGUGAACCAGCUCUGUGUCGGUGAACCAGCUUCACUCCUCACACAGGCUACCUCCCCUGCUCUGUAAAACAACCAAACAAUGAACCGACAGAAUAAUGUUCCGUUCAGCCCUCCAGCGGCCCUCCGAGGAGCAGCCGCCGGGUUCAGACCCCCGCAGCCCGGCAGAAUACCUGAAGACUUCAGAGAAGCUAUGAAACACAUCUCAGUGAAACCAGCAGACAACUCAAACAUCAGGUCAUCUGACAUAUCUGCUAAGACCCCGCCGGGCCGCAGAGUGCACUCUUCUGCUCCUAAAUGGAGGUCUUCAUUCAAACCAGUAGGAGAUCAAGAUGACAACUCUCAGGACAGGAGCACCAGCAGUCCAGAAAGGGUCGAGCUUUAUAAUCCUUACGAUCCUGCAUCGUCAGACUCUGAGCACGAGAUACCACAGCGCCAAGAUCACAACCGUUCCCCACCCGAUCAGGAUAACAACCUAGAACGCCAGCGUUUGUCUCCAAGUAGGGGCUGCCACAACACAAGCCACUGGGACAUACCCUACUCUGAGCCAGAGAGCCUACCCCUCAACAGGCAUGACUUCAGCCAUGAAACUAGACCCACUGAGAGUCGAGGUCUCAGUCCAGGUCAUAGACUGCCUGAUCGACGGGCUUAUAGCCCAGACGCUGAAUCACUUGACCCACCGGGUUAUGGCUCCAUGAGUAGACCUCUGGACCACAGGGUCUGCAGCCCUGACAGACUUAUUCACGGCUCCUCCAACCAGCGGUUUUCUGCACCUUAUGGAGGACAGAGGACCAACGGGGAGGAGAGGAUAACCAUCUCAGAAUACAGGAGAGAGAUGACCACUACUGUUAGAUUAUCUCCUCCCAGGUUACAGCGGGACUAUCAACAUCAGUUGGGGUAUGUGGAAAGGGGACUUGAUGAAAUCACACCUUCCACAGACGUGACGAGAAACAGGAGCAAAAAUAUAAUAAUGGACAAGAGCCCCAUCACCUGUGACCUUUGUGAUGUUGAGCUAGCCAAUGGUCAGGAGCUGCAGGAUCACUUGGAGAGCAAGACUCACUGGGACACCCUGGAGCACAUCCAACAGGAGAAUAAUUACGACGAUCUGGCUAUAGCGUUUCUACAGGAAGUCAUGUUGUAUAAAAGUCGUCAAUUCAGCCGAGCCAUAGAGGAUAGUGUACUUCAAGCUCUGCAGGAAAAUGACCACAUGACAAAGAUUGAAAUGUUCCACUGUGCAGCUUGCAACGUCUACUUAUUCACAUCUGCAUCCUCAGUGCAGACUCACAUUACCUCUCAGGAACACCUCUCCAACACAAAGGAGUUUGAAGUGCGGCAGAGACAUACUUGCCUCAACAAAGCAGAAACCAUGAUGAAGGAGCUGAAACCUCAGUUUGAACACUUCCUGCAGGGUGGCAGCCCAUUUGAAUGACGGAAAUCAUCAAAAGUCUCCAAAAUACUGUUUACACUGAGAUGGCGUUCGCUUCAGAUGAAGAACUAUGGACUUAAAACCACUCAAAUCACAACUACACAUAAAUGCUGUGGCACCACUCGUACAGCAUUUUGCUAACAUACUGUUAAUUUGCCUGAAUUAAUGGAGCCAUCUUGAGUCAAUAUUGGUUUUCUUGUAUCUUUGUUCAUAUAUGGUUCAUCAUAUCCCAUUUUGUCCAUAUUAACAUUAGCUACAGUACUCCCAGGUCAUCAAUCACUUUAAGAACAUACAGUUUGUUUGUUUUUACAUUUACAGAUUCAGUGAUUUGUGUGCAAAAAUAAUUGAAAAAGUCAACUUGUUUUCUUUGUUUUUUUAUUUA
Morone saxatilis (striped sea-bass) is the source of this 1855-nucleotide messenger RNA. RefSeq lists its product as uncharacterized. NCBI's taxonomy places the organism in Eukaryota, Metazoa, Chordata, Actinopteri, Moronidae. The record is from RefSeq and is a predicted model, not a curated record. The transcript is spliced from 11 exons. Gene Ontology annotation, molecular function: zinc ion binding; DNA binding. The coding region runs from base 130 to 1476 and encodes 448 amino acids. Gene Ontology annotation, cellular component: nucleus.